CCCGUCGUCCUCUGUUCCUCCUCGUUACGGUUUUGUAUUUUAGCGUGCAUUUGAACACGAUCUAGGUGUAAGUACUGGGUAUAGUCGCUGCAGUCAAACGCUUGACCGAAGAAGGGUCCACGCAACUGUCUAUGCACGGACGCCUGUACCAAGUCCCGCUAUCUUAGACGAAUAUCGUCUCCAAUCAUUUCCUUGCUCACCAUGGCCUCGGGACCAUCUAGAGGAAGAUCAGAUCCCUUGGACAGCAUGCCACCGGAGGCCAAGGCCGCUAUGGAAAAAGUCAUCUCGUCGUACAAGGGAGACAGGCUCGACCCGUCCGCCUUCUGGGAUCAUAUGAUGGAACAGGACCCAGAAGACUUGCGGCCCGUCGCGUCGGCCCUUCACGAUAUGAAACCGUCCGACGGCCAACUCGCUGCCUUCGAUUACACGGAGGCUCCCAUGCGGAAGAACUCCCACUGGGUCAUGCAACUCGUACCCAUGGCGUACCAAGGCAAAGACGCGAAGGACCGUCGCUCCGAGCCCUUCCCGGGAAGCACGCCCAUAUUCGAUAUCAGCAUCAACGACGACAGAUUCAGCUUCAUCCUGCGAGAGACAAUCCCACCAGGUAGAGCCGUGUCGUCUGACUUGCUGCUCAGGUACCUCAAACGGGCGAUCGCCUUCCCUGUGCCACCGAAAACACCUUCUAUCCCUCAUGAGCUAUGGAUCGGUCGUGAUCUCAGCCCCCACAUAGACGCGCUGCUCCCCUUCCUGGACAGCCUUCCAUCGCCGUUCACCUGGCGUUUGCAGCCGCUCGACCAAGUGCACGGGGAUGUUCCGGUAGAUCCCAACGUCGUCGAGAGCAGCAUCGCAAAGGCGAUCCAGCGCGCAGAUGAGGAGAAGCGGCUCGGCAAUGCGGCCUUCGGGCGUAAGGAGAAGAUCGCUGCCCUAGACCACUAUACCAAGGCGCACGGGCUUCUCGCGGACGCUGCGUUUCGGACGCUCGAACGCGAAGAAAAGCGACAGCUCACUCGCUCGUUGGCCGUUUGUCAUGCAAACCGGGCGGCAGCGUGGCUGAUAGAAGGCACGAGCCAGGACGCACAGAAUGCUUUGAGAGACGCGAAGCAGGCUCUCGACUUUGACUGUGACUAUGGAAAGGCAUACUACCGUCAGGCGAAGGCAUACCUCCUCAUGGAUGCUCGCGAGAAGUCGAUCAAUGUGCUCACAAAGGCACUCAAAAGACCAAAGCUCUCAUCCGACCAGGGCUUGGUCGAAGGCUUGGUCGAGGCUUAUGGAGGAUUCCCCGAAACACCGGAUGAGCUGCGCUCGUUCUGUCAUCGAGUGUUCAUCGACAAGUACGGCGAUCGUCGUGCACGCGGCGUUGAAGGGUUCGUGCGUAGGGCAGACGCACACGUCAAGAAGGUUCUGGGGCCAAACUUCUCCGCCACUACGGUCUAAUCCGCAUUACCUCCCUCUUUAUGUAAGGAUCGAUGAUUGACACCACUUCUGUACCACUAUAGCAAAACAAUGCUGGUUCUGCGACAGGCGACUUAUAAGGUGACUGGAAUGUCGAUGUGAAUGCAUUCGCUGAGC
Fomitopsis serialis is the source of this 1569-nucleotide messenger RNA. RefSeq lists its product as uncharacterized. Gene Ontology annotation, molecular function: Hsp90 protein binding. NCBI's taxonomy places the organism in Eukaryota, Fungi, Basidiomycota, Agaricomycetes, Polyporales, Fomitopsidaceae. The record is from RefSeq and is a predicted model, not a curated record. The transcript has 8 exons. Bases 202 to 1434 code for a protein of 410 amino acids.